AUGUAUCCCGGAUCACAUUCGCACGACCGCGUCGAGUUGUCGCACUUGGCGUUUUCGGCGCACAGAGACGGAAGCGAAACGCAGUCGGCGGUGCUCUUUUUGGAGCAACUCGUGAGUCCGUCGCCGAUGAAGCCGUCGCGACAGAUGCACGUGCCCGAGGAUGGUUCACAAGUGGCCAGGGAGUGGCACGUGAUGUUGGCGCAGAGAGACUUUUUCAGUUGACAACUUUCUUCUACAACUAAUUCUUGGAGUGCUGUAGCUCUUGGAAGUUUUAACAAGCUGACCUAACUUUGAGGGACUACAGAACCCCAGGCAGUGGUCCUGGAAAAACGUUGUCAACUGAAAAACUGUAGUACUAGAUGUCAAGAUGCCCCAAGACCAUUUCUAGACCAUGACCACUUUCCCGGACCCCGCAAUAUUCAUUGUUUUGCAGGUACAAACAAAGAGCGCAACGGCUCUCGGCAAUGGUCCGUGCUCAACCGACGAAACCCGCCGAACGUCUUCUGAAAUGGUCAGAAUUUCUGGCAGAAUUCAAACAACUCGAAAACCUGGAACCGGCGGCUCUCAAGCUCAACUUCCUCCAAUAUCACUCUCUGGACGUCGUCGCCCUUCUGCUCACUGUAGUUCUUCUGGUCCUCUACGUCGGAUACCGCAUUCUGAAGGCAAUUGCGAGGCGCUGUUGUUGUAGAACCAAAAAUGACGAGGAGAAGAAGAAAAAGGAGUGA
Molecule: messenger RNA, 725 nt
Organism: Caenorhabditis sp. 36 PRJEB53466
Lineage: Eukaryota; Metazoa; Nematoda; Chromadorea; Rhabditida; Rhabditidae
Source: the annotation of a GenBank genome assembly